AUGCCAACCCUUAAACAGCUAACCUGUCAUAUAGAAUGGGCUAACUGUAGCAUACCAUUCAAAGAAUAUGGCGUCACUUAUCGAGACGGGUCUGUUGAAUGCCUUAUUCCUGUGCAGCCCGCCUCGACACCAUUCUCUAUCAGGCUCACUUCCAGUGGCUACAUUGCACCUGGUUUGGCCAUGUUUGUUUAUAUGGAUGGCGUCUACCAAUGCAAUCGCAACAGGGAUGAUCUUAUUUUAAAAAAGGGGUGUAAAGUACAACUUAUGCCGGGCAUGCCAGAAGUCAACAAAUCUCAUUUCGAUAACUUAGGCGAAAUAUGCGUUGUUGUUCUUCGAUGUGAGUCACGAGAUGAUCAAUCCUCAUUUGAGGGUUCUCUCACUCCAGAAUCAGCUAUGGCAUUUGGGCCAGAUUUGGACGCUGACGUUCACAACCUUACUGCAGAUUUUCAAAGCGUCUCUAGCGAUGAAUGCCUUCUCAAUCCUAUUAAUACAGCCAAAGAAAACGAUACAAAUUGUGGGUUUAUGGGAGGAUUGUUUGACGGGGCAAAUGACACUAGGCACUGGGGGAAUAAUAUAAGUUGCUGCGAAUCUUGCGAUCAUGAUGAAUCUAAGACUCGUCGUGAGAACCGUGGCCACUGUCACGAUAACCAAUCGUCCAUAAACAAUAGGGAUUCCAGACGACGCCAUCCAAACCCUGCGAGGUCACAACGCCAGUGUCGAGUCCACUGGAAAGAUCAGCCUGAACUAGAGCAGGAAUCAGACUGGGAUAAUGGAUGGGAGUCGUAUGAUACAGAGUCCACUGCAAGCUCCGACCGUGUCUGCCGAGGAUAUAGAUAUUAUCGAUCAAGUGGGCCCACCAAUCCGAUCCCUAGGCAGGAAGCUGAGGAAUCUGAUAGCCCUCGUUCUUGCAUGCGUGAACAUCACUCUAAGCCAAGAAAAUACCUCCCUUACAGGCCAAAACAAGAUCAAAGCUCAGGAUGGAAGAUUCGGAAAGGUUCGGGGAAGCUAUCUUCAGAGGAGCCCAAGAGACCCCAGAAUCUCUUGUUGGAAGAAAUACACAGCGGUACCCGUGGAUGUGCUCCUUCCAUUGUUCUCAAUGUUAACUCAGCCCAACCCCAACCGACGCAGGAGGUGAAACCAGUAAUCAAUCAUACUUGCCACAAUUGUGCUCACCCCAAGUGUUGCGUGACUGAUGAUACCACAGAUGAUGGCUGCUAUAUAGUCUCUAACAAUAAACGAGUUAGAAGACGCUGCCACCAUUAUAAUCGGAGCCGUAAUCAUUGCACGCACGGAGAGAAAAACCAAGAGUCAAACAGCAAUGAUGAUACCCUAUCAACGAAUGCCGAUACUGGUGCAGGAAAUGAUGACGGCGAUUUAAAUACCUCAAAUGAAAAUCAGGAUAAUAAUGGUUCAUCCUGGGAUAAUAAUAAUGAUCAAGGUAAUUCGAAUUGGAAUAAUGACAACAAUGAGACUUCUGCCGGCUGGAAUAACCAGGACAAUCAAAAUAAUACUACGAACGACAACUGGGAUCAAGGGCAAGGGGACCAACAAAAUAAUAAUAAUAAUACAGAUGAUUGGGACAAAGGUAAUACCAACUUCGAUUCUAAUGCCCAAGGCCAGCAACAAGAUACUUCCUGGGAUAACGGUAAUCAGUCUAAUGGCCAAGAGUGGAUGGCGCGAGGUGUAACAACGGGCAAUGGUGAUGCCCCAGCAGCGGGCUGGCUAAACAACAAUUCCAACGACAACCAUGGGAACAAUAACGAUGGCCAAUGGGCUCCUAUGGCUAGCCCAAAUAAUGGAUAUAACAAUCCUCAGCCAGGUCCAUCAAGCCCGCCUACGGUUCCAGUCCAAGCUCAGGGUCCGAUAUGGGAAUCCCCACCGCCCAUUCAAAGAGUUCAUACUCUAAUUACUCCAUUUUGUCAGGGACCAGAGGCUAGUGAGCCUCCAUUAUAUACUGUUCCUGAGCAAGUUGCACGAGAACGAGCGCUAUCUCACCAAGUGCAGGUUGGUAGAUCUUCAAGGUACUCUCAUAAAAUCAAAGUACCACAGUAUAUUGAUACUAUGGAGGAGCCUUACGCAAAAUUCAUCUUCAGAUAUCGGGUCAAAGGUGUCGUUGAGUCAGAGAUUGGCAAGCCGAUUGAACGAGAUGUCGAAGCCGAGAGAAAACUUCUCGAGUCUCUUCCUCGAGAGGAGAUUCUAAAGCAACUCCUCUACGCUCAGGGAUUACUGGCUGCUCAAACUCUUGGGCAAGCAACGGUAACACCGGCUCAGGGGCAACCUCAAGUCUCCAGUCCACAGCAGAUCCAGCAUCAACACUCCAAUUCAAACAACCAGCAAUAUGUGCCGGCUCAGCAUCAAAGUCCCCCUGGGAGCAAAAAUGGUCGCGUUAACCACUCCAAUCAUGGUUCACAGUCUGGUCCUUCGCAUUGGAAUAGCGCUCCAGCUCAGGAACAGGUUUUCACUGUCCCGUCAAGGCUCACAGGCUAUAAUAAUAGGGCGAUUAAUCCUCCUCAGAGUCCCCCGCAGAACAAUAACUUGGCAGCUGCCCUCACUACUGGGUUACAGAAUGUUCAACAGCAGCAGCAGCAGCAGCAGAGUUGGCCCAAGGGCAGUAAUGAUGCUCCUAGCUGGAACGCCCAGGCUACACAGGAUGAUUCCGGUGGGACAUGGUGA
This is a messenger RNA of Trichophyton benhamiae CBS 112371, 2673 nucleotides long. RefSeq lists its product as uncharacterized. The record is from RefSeq and is a predicted model, not a curated record. The transcript has 5 exons. Lineage: Eukaryota; Fungi; Ascomycota; Eurotiomycetes; Onygenales; Arthrodermataceae. The coding region runs from base 1 to 2673 and encodes 890 amino acids.